Messenger RNA from Centruroides sculpturatus (bark scorpion), 2201 nucleotides. RefSeq names its product acetylcholinesterase-like. Gene Ontology annotation, biological process: acetylcholine catabolic process; choline metabolic process. The transcript has 4 exons. NCBI's taxonomy places the organism in Eukaryota, Metazoa, Arthropoda, Arachnida, Scorpiones, Buthidae. The coding region runs from base 251 to 1867 and encodes 538 amino acids. Gene Ontology annotation, molecular function: acetylcholinesterase activity. The record is from RefSeq and is a predicted model, not a curated record. Gene Ontology annotation, cellular component: plasma membrane.
GCUUUGAUGAUUUGAAGUUAAAAUUGGUAAACAAAUUAAAGUUUAAUAUAUUAAUUUAAUUUUAUAAAUUAACUUCGAUCUUCAGAGAUUACCGGUAAUUACUGGUUACGUCAUCGGAAUAUCCCAUCCUUUGGGGUAUUUAGGAUGUCACGAUGACCUUGAAACCAGUCACGUUUGUAGACGAAGAGUUUUAUGCUCCUACUGCCUUUAAUUCAGUCGAGUGUUGCUAUUUGUAAUUAAAGGAGCAAGGAUGAGAAAUUUAUUUAAAUGCCUUCUUCUAGUGUGCAUUUUCAAAAGUUAUUUCGCAGAGAAGAUUGUCCAAACUGAAUUAGGAAGAAUCAGAGGAAAAAAGAUAAAUGCGUUAAACAAUGACGUUUAUGCAUUUCUAGGUAUUCCAUACGCAACACCCCCGUUAGGAAAGCUUAGAUUUAAAGCACCUCAACCUGUCACGAAAUGGGAAGACAUUUACAAUGCCACCGUGAUGUCGCCUAUCUGUAUGCAAGAUCCUGUGUUUCCAGUGUUAGAGUGGGUGCCACGAGAACGUCGAUACAUGAGUGAAGAUUGCUUAUAUCUUAACAUAUGGGUGCCAGUCGAAAAUAAAGAGAAUAAACCGUUUUCCACUAUGGUAUGGAUACACGGAGGAGCAUUCAACACGGGAUCUGGCAAUAUGGAUGUUCAUUACGGAAGAAUUUUGGCUUCUUAUGGUAAUGUCAUCGUCGUUACUAUAAAUUAUCGCUUAGGAACUUUUGGAUUUUUGAAUCUAGAUAACGAGGCAGCACCAGGAAAUAUGGCAUUUUUAGAUCAAGUAAUGGCUCUGAAAUGGGUUCACACAAACAUAGAAAGUUUUGGAGGUGAUAAAGAAGGAAUCACCGUAUUUGGUACCAGCUCUGGAGCAGCAGCCAUUUCACUUCAUUUGGUUUCACCUCUAACUAAAGGAUUAUUCAAAAGAGCCAUUUUGCAAAGUGGAGGCUGUUGUCAUCAUCAUUUGGAGAAGAAGAAGAAUAAAAACAUUAAAACUAGUAAAAGGGUUGCAGCCAACGUCGGUUGUAAUAAUGGAACAGAAGAUAAUAAAGAUAUAAUUGAUUGUUUAAUGCAAACGGAUGCUUUUAAAAUUGCAGCAGGCGAGAAACAAUUAUUGAAAAAUAGGAACAGACUUGUCAGCUAUUUUACCCAAUUGGGAGAACCAUUCUUGCCCGAUGAUCCCAUUGAAUAUUUUGAUAAUGGAUUAAUACACGAUGUAGAAAUAAUGGCGGGCAUAGUACCCGAAGAAGCUUCGAUGAUUUUGGCUUACUACAAACCUGAAAUUUUGAAUCAAGAUAAUCCCGGUUUCACUAUGUCUAAAGCAAGGAAUAUCCUAAACACUAUUUACAACUUUAGUAAACCAAAGUUUGAUAACGUUAUGGAAGAAUAUUUUGGGAAUGUGCAAGAGGAUGAUUAUACACGCAUUCUCGAACGCACUAGAGAUGUCAUUGGAGAUGGAAUUGUUAAGUGCCCUGUUAUAUCUCUAACAGAAAAAUUAUCCGUAAAAAAUUAUACUGUCUACCGUUAUACUUUCAACCAUGCCCGAAUCAAUACAGGGUAUAAGAAAUGGGAAGGAGUUGCUCACUUUGCAGAGAUAUAUUUCAUGUUCGGUUUGCCUUUCGUGUAUCCGGAAAAAUACAUCCCAGAAGAAGAAGAAUUCAGUAAACAGGUCAUGCAAUAUUGGGUUUCUUUCGCUAAAACUGGAAAACCUUCCUGCCCGGAUCAGGAAGAAGAAUGGUUGCCAUUCACUAAAGAGAAUCGUAAUGUCAUGAAGUUUGAUCUCGGAAACAUCCACAGAAUUAACGAGGAACCGAAGAAACAAUGCAAACUAUGGAAACACACUUAAAAAAGUUAAUUCAAUAUCGUUUCAAUUUGGAAAUAUUCAAAGAUAAUUUUAUUAUGGUAACGGUCUAACGCCUUUAAAAUCAAUUCGCUAUGGUUGAAAAGAUUGGAAAUUACCAUUAUUUUAUGGAUAAAUAUUCAUGUUUAAGAUCAUAUUCAAUUAGUUUAAAGAAGACGAAUUUUGAAGAUCAUGCUGAAAAUUUUUCACAUAUUUUCCAAUAAUUUCAGAAAAUAUUUUUUUUAAGGGGACUUGUUAAAAUUUGUUUUUUAUGCUGUAUUUUAGGAUUAAUAAAAGGUUUAUAUUGUUUUAUUGCCGAAAUUAAAUGUGCAAUUUGUUU